Messenger RNA from Lymnaea stagnalis (great pond snail), 8119 nucleotides. Lineage: Eukaryota; Metazoa; Mollusca; Gastropoda; Lymnaeidae. The record is from the annotation of a GenBank genome assembly.
CAUUCAAAGGUAAAGAAGUCGCAUGCUAUCAGCCAUACAGGUAACACAUUUUUCUCAGACUCUUACAUCUAGACAAAUUGCUAAAUCAUACAAUAAAUGUAUAUUCACAAAUGACAAAUGUAAUAAACUCAAUCAUGAUUUCUGUAUUGAAGGGGUUCAAAACAGACAGAAAACCGUAGGCCUUUCAAUUGGUUACUAAGAGACCUUUCUGAUCGUUAAAAUCACGAUUUUAGUCCACUAACUCAUCGGAUGCUUAUGCUGAUGUUAUCAGAAUAAAAGCCAUGUCACAUCAUUAGCUGUGUUCUUACACUAACAUAAGAAUGGACGUUGUAAUUUAGGGGUCGAUAUUUAAAAUUAAUAUGUUUAGUGUACUUAAGAAAAUUGCUCCUUUAUUUAAUAUCAACUAAAAUUUACACAUUUGCAAAUUAAGUUUCAAUAUUAUAGUUAAACUUCAAUUCAACUUUUAGAAAGGGAGCUUUUUUGCAAUAUUGCAGUAAUUCACUUCUUUUUCGCAGAAGCUUUGGCAGAAACAAGAUGUGCAUGAUGCGUACAUUGAAGAUAUUCCUUUUGUUAUUUAUACUAAACAGUAAGUUGUUGAUUAAAAACAAAAUAAUUAAUUAAGUGUUUAUAAAAAUUACUGGCUUAUAUCUAAUUCAAAAUUUCAAGCAAAAUGUAUCAUCUUUACAUUGCGGAAAGAAAUUUAUAUGUGAAACAUUUUAAUAAAUGAUGGGAAAAGAUAUGUUUAGACUUGAAAAAUGUCUUUUCAAAAUAUAUACCAGGCAAGUGCGCCUCUUGUUGGGAGGCUUAAUGUGGAAAGCCAGUUUCUCGCAGAUGACACGUAGCCAUACACGCAUACUAAUCCCUCUCUUGUCGACUCCACUGCACUGACGUUGCGGGAGAGCAUUUUUGAUGUCAAGUCAUGGUUGCCCCUCAGCAAGUUGAAGUUUAACGAUGACAGAACUGGAGUCCUCCUUAUUCACGAUCACAAAUCAUGCUCUAAGUCAGCUCUCCCCACCUCAUUUUAAUUAGCUACUCCGACUCACAGAUUACAUCCUUCGCUAGGAAUCAUGGUUAUAUUCUAUAUAAAAAACUGUCUCAUUAAAAUUAUAUCUUUCACAUUUUCGCUCUGCAAACACUGCUAUCAGACAGAUCAGCCCCACCCCUCACCACCUCACAGUUAUCGCAACAAAUACCCUUUUCUAUGAUCGUGUUCUCUUUUUUCUUGCCUAUUGCAACUCUCUUCUGUCAGGUUCACCUAGACACUUCUUAGAAAAAGUACAAAUGGUUCCAAUCUCAGCUGCUAGGCUAUUUCUAAAGGCAAAAUAAACGUGAUCACUUCACAACACUACUUUAUUGACCUCAUUGGCUCCAUGUAAAAGCAUGGAUUGACUAGAAACUUUCAGUUCUCUGAUUCAAAUUUUUUCUCGAAUUCUUGCCAUUCCUAUGUAACCAAACUUCUCUCUGUAUUUUCAUUUCUUCCUCCGCAGCCGCAUGCGUAUACUUUUUGUCACCAAGACUGGCACCAAAACAUACGUCUCUUUCUUUUUCUGUGCCCCUAAAGAAUGGAAUUCUCUUCCACUACAAAUCUGCAAUAUACCGGCCAUCACAACCUUCGAAUCUUCACUCGAAACACAUCUCUUUUGAAUCUACUAUCCUGACCGCUGAGCGAUAAACAAUGCUACUGGGUGCCUUACAUGGCUUGACAUGUAUAAAUUUAUGGAAUAUGUGGAUUGAAUAUACAACUGUUUUGUUGUAUUUAACUAAUUUACGUUAUUUUAAAAUCAUGAUUAUAUUUGUUGGAGUGUAUGUAUAGCGUUGUGGGCCAAGGCCUAAGCUUGGGAAGCGCAAUACAAUAAACUACUAAUAGUAAUUAUGAUAAUAAGCAAGACGCUAAUUGUUUACAUUUUAAGCUAAAAAGGGUUACAGAUGGAAACAAAAAAAAAAAUAGUCUCGUAUUUUCUUUUCUUUACUGUUACUUUUUACGCAUGAUGUAUAAAAUUUAAAAAAAAAUAGUUUAAAGUAAUAAGCAGUCUACACGGACAUCCGCAAACUAUUAAUAUGUAAUGUAUGCAGCUAAUAAAGAAGUAGAGUAUAAUAUUAACAUAAUGAGUUAAAAAAUACAUUAGCCGUUAAGUUAUUUUAUUACUAUGUAUAAUAUUAGAAAAUUAAUCUAUUUUUAAAUAAUUAUAAAAAUAAUAACAAAGAUUAUUUAAAAAUCACGCUUCAUUCCCAAAGGCUCAAAGCGCGGUACAUACCACAUUGAAGUACAAAAACUACAUACGAGAAUACCCAUUCUAAGUCUUUCAUACCUUGCAACCAUAAACAACACAGGCCAAUAUAAUCUACAAGAUGAUUUCUAGAUAGAUAACAUCACCCCAGCAGAUUUUGCGAAAUAGAUAAGUCUUUAAAUUCGUUUUGAAAGACCCCAGUGUCUGGCUGUUUUUGAGAGCGACAGGAAAAGUGUUCCGAAUUGUAGGGCCAGCAAAUGCGAAAUUGCGUCUUCAGUAAGUCUCAAGGCGAACACGUGGUAUCAAGAUUUUGCCACUAUCAAAUGAGAGAAGUUGUCUAGUGGGUACAUAAGGCAUCAGUAGCACUUUGAAAUAAGACGGCCCCAGGUCAUGGAAGCAGCGUUAGCACAGAGUUUCAAUGUCUUACUCUAUGCGAGCGCGGACCGGCAACCAAUGCAAAUCUCUCAGAUUUGUUUUAGCAUAGUGGAAUUUGCGUUUUCAAAGAACAAUGUGAGUCGCUUUGUUUUGAGCUUUUUGAACUUUAUCCAGGAGCGUAGCUCGAAGACACACCAUAAGAGCAUCGCAGUAGUCCAUGCGUGAUAGCACGAAUGCAGAAAUCAGUCUCUUUGAUGCAUCGAACAUUAAGAAAGGUCUGAUAUGACUAAUUCUGCGAAGCUCUAGAAAAAAAUCACUUUGCAAAGCAUGUUAAUAGGAUUUUACAUAGUUAUAGUUGUGUCUAAGUGGACAUCCAGAUUUUGCAUUGUUUGAGCAAACUCAAUCUGUAUACCUGAGAGAAUAUUUUAACUUUUGAGCGGUAGCAAUGUGGAUCAGCUCAGCCUUUUCAUCGUUCAAUUUAAGCGUGUUUAUAGUCAUCCAAUAUCAUAGAUAUUUCUAAUUUUAUUUUAAAGUAGACAAAAAAUUAUUAGACUAACCUUUCAUAAAUAUUGUACCUUAUUGCAAAGCUUUUAACCGGGAAUGACUGCAAAUGAAUGGGGUUGAACGACUUUGUAUUAUUUAUCAUGUUUUCAGUAAGCUUAAAAUGUAAUCUAAUUAAACACGAAAUUACACUAUAGAUAACACAUUAUUCAUUGAUCUGAAAUCAAAAGAUAUUUGGCAUGCAAUAUAGUGUACUUUGAAAUUAAGAUAUUGUGCGUACAUUAUUAUAUUCGAUGUAGGCGGAGCGUCGGGAGAAAAGGGCCACCAAAUGAACAUAAGUCAAAGAGUGCAGCUGGUGUUGACAAAUAGAAAGUUAUAACCAUCAAAUUCGGCUUAUAGCCAGUCGAAAUGUGCACUUAAAAACUUAAUUUGCAUUUUGAUAACUUUGAUAGAGUUUGUGAAAUUCAAAAGAAGUUUAUGGCUAUGUAGGUUGGGAGAACUGGACAUAGCCACGGGAGAAAUGGACCCUUUCUUGGAAGAAAUGGUCAGCUAACUAUAGAGUGGUUCAAACAAAUUAAUAUGUUACCUAUUUUCUUUCUGUUGAGCUGUAAUGCACCAUACAGUAUGUAAUGUAUUUAAAAGAUAAGCAAAACCAUUUUACAUUUUAUAUAUAUUUAUUGAACAUAGCGAUGUUGAUGUAAUUUGAGCACACAAAAAAAACAGAGUUUUAUUUAACAUUUAAAGAGCUCAGGUUUUCUUUAAAGAGAAAACAUCUUUAGUCCUAGCUGUCCCAGUCUUUUGUAAUUUUGUAAUUUUCCAUUUUAUGUCUUUAAUAUAGGCACACAAGCAAUGACCUCUACGUGUGGUCUUAUAAACUUGCCAGUCACUUUCUCACUUUUUUUAAAAAUUCUACUUCGACAUCUCCAUUUACAUAAUUUUUCUUCCACACAACAGCAACAUAAAACAAAACAGAUUUUUUUUACACUAUACUCACACAGCACACAAUCAUCUUUUAUAACUUCUUCAACAUCAUUCAUUUCAACACAAUUAAUUGUCAAGUCUUCACAGUCUCAAAUAAAAUCAUAACCGCUUAUCAGGUCAAUGUUCAUGUCGAGUCACUAUCGUCACUUGUCCAAAUUGUGUAGCAACUGCACGUAUCGACUUUCCCCUUUAAUGGCAUCAACUGCAUUUUCAUUUUCAUAUCUUCCAAGGGUAUUCGACCACUAUUUGUUUUUCUUGUUUUUUGUCUGCAAGAAAGAAAAAAAAAUAUGGGAAACUUUAAAUUUUCAUCCCAUGGGAAAUUAAAAAUGUUCUUUAAAACAAAAGCUUUAAAAGUUAAGAAGAUUUCAUUUCUACAGUCCAUACAUUAUCAUACCUACAUAUGUAUUUUCUAAAAUUACGUUUCAUGUCUGAUAAUUCAAAAUCUUUAUUUAAAGUUAAUUAACUAUUGUCAUGCUAAAUAUAUUAAUACGUUUGAAUUACUUUAAGAUUCCAUUUGUCCAUAUCUCCCCAUUCUUUUGGCACGUUUCCCCCCACUAUGGGUUUGAUGCAGAAUUUAAAAAAAAAAAAAAUAACUUCGUGAUGCAAAUAAUCAAGUUUAAUAUGAAUCACUGUAACUAACUAAAUAUUAUACAUUAAACUAUAUUUACCUUUAUUCUUGAUGAACCAGUUACAUUUCUAGACGCUUUGAUGAGGUUAGUCCAAAAAAAAAAUUUAAUGCUAACAUUUUACUCGUGAUUCGUUUGUUUCAUUGCUGACCAUAUCAUCUGAAAACUCUUAGAAAACAAAAAAAAAAGAAGUAAGUUAUGCAUUCAUUUAGUACCGAAACAUUUUGGUCCAAUAGAUUCAAUUUUAUAGGGGUGGUCCAUUUCUCCCACCUGUCCAUUUCUCCCGACUCUCCCCUACAACAAUUUUAUUUAUAAGAAUUGUUGUAGAUGUAUAUUGAUGUUUCAUUAAUUUUUUUUUUUUUUAAUUAACAGAAUUCUCUUUUGGCCAAAAAAUAGAAAUGUUUGAGAUACGUCAAGAAGACAGCAAUACUACAUGCACUUCAGGUUUUCUAAGUAACAUUGACCGGUUAUUCUUUAAUACAACGGUUACAUUCAGAAAUGAGUUACAGAAUAACUCAAUUGUGACAUUUGAAAUUAGGCCAAAGACCAGCAACGAAUCUCAAAUUGUAAGUUGUUGUAUACUGAAUAAAUUUAGAGAAAGUGGGUACAAUAAAACAAUAUUAAAAUGCUAAUUUUAUCUUAGUAGCUUUAGAUUAGUUAAAAGUUGCCUGAAGAAAAUUUUUAAAACUUCUAUGGAAAUGACAUAGAAAAUCUUUUAAAAGUAAACCAUUUUAUUAGAAUUUUAAAUAGAAUAUUAAAGCAGUAAUUUAAAACAGUAAUGUACAAUGAAUGUUUGAUUUAUUCCCCAGGUAUUUGCUUUAAACUUUACAUCAGAAUGUAUAGAAAAUAAAAAGACUGGAAACUAUUACCACUGUUCAAAAAUUUCUGAUAACGCAUAUAACAUUUCAAUAUAUUCAGAAGUAUCCGAACAAUUCAGUGAAGCUUCUAUCAGAGGUUUCAUAAAAAAUAAUAAUCAAACUGAAAUGGCUAGUGAUCAAAUGACAUUACCUAAAAUAUUUGGUAAGUAAUUUUAUGUAUUGUUACGUUUCUUUCUAGUUCAUGAAGGAAACAGUUGAUUUAAAAUAAACAUUUAUUUUAAAAGCUAGUUUAAAAGUGUACGAGUAAAAUAAAAAUAAUAAAAUACAAGACAGCACAAUGGGAAUGAUAAAUACAUGCACAUUUUAAAUGAAUUUAAUAAUUCUUCGAAAUAGUAUUGUUAAUAAUAAAGACAACAGUUCAGAUUCUUCUAAGGUUACACAUUCCAUGUACUACUAACCUCGAUUACUAACUUUAUAGAACCAGCCUAUACAUCAACAUUGCAAAUACAAUAAAAGACAUUAACCUAUCAUCUCUUUUUACGUCAUUUUUUUUUUAAAGAACCGAAUGAGAAGCGAGCAUAGCCAAAUGAACUCUGGACAAGGAUUUUGUUAGUUAAUAUUUAAACUAUGGCCGUUUUCUAUUAAUUACAAAUUUUGACGUUAUAUUUUUUUCAGAACCAACAGAUGUCACGGGAAUAUUGAGUGUAAAUGAAAAAAAUAUGACCGAUAAAGCUAAUUGCAGCUUUAUUAUUGAUAAAGAUCAUUUAAUUAUUGAAUAUAUUUGUAUUGCACAAGCCUCGCCCUGUUUAGUUGAAAUAUCAUCCAAUGAUUCAACCAAGGUAGAAGCAGGGGAAAAGCGAGUUGUCUUCAAACGGUUUUUAUACCAAGACGUUUCGCUCGAAGUCAAAAUAAAGUAUGCACUCUGUCGACUUGACUUUGGAUAUAAUACUUUGGAGUGUAUUGUCACAAGACGUAAGGUCCUUAAACAUUAUCGUUGUUGAUAUCUCUAAUCUAUAUUAACUCACAAAUUUAGACAAGUCACUUUACUUAUGGUAUAAUGUUUAAAUGUCCAGUUUAAAUCAUCCAAACCUCAGACGCUACGUAAAAGAGAAAGUAAAAUGGAAUGCUUUGAAAAACUUUCCAAAAAUUAAAAUUUAAAGCUCAAAAUUUUGUUGUAUCAUUGAUGCAGUGAAACGCUUGCUAAGCUUCUUUUAUGAGCCCAUUUUACACCCAAUCGAGGAUAAACUUAAUAAUUAUUACGAAUUUGUUUAUUAACAUUUAUUCAUUAAAAACAAACAGGUGGCCAACUUCAGAAAAUAACUAUGAUAAUAGUUUUAAUUACGGGAAUCCCAACAGCAUUGGUUCUGUUUUUUUUAAUCUACAGGUAAUUAUUAGUUCAACGAUCAUCUUCUAAUCUAGUUAGAUGUCUAUCUCCAUUUGCUCCUUGCAUUUCUGUCUUUUUUUUAUCUUUUAAUGUAGUAUGCACUCGUUAAUCCAAGCAUUUGUUAACCAAUCCAUUUGGUCAUGAAACUAUUCAACAAUCAAUCCGUAAGCGGACUAUCGAUUGUUUUUUUUUAUAUUAACUAGCCCAUUUUCUAGAUAAUGAAACACUUAAAAAUUAUUAUUCAUUUUUUUUUUUUAAAUUUAAUUUUACUUUCCUAGCUUCUUUAAAAUGAUCACAAACAAGAGGAGAUCAGGUAAAUACACUUUUAAUAUAUUAGAUUUAUUAGCUCAAAUUUUACCAACACCAAAAAACAUAUUUAUUGAAUAGAUAAAUUGAGAAUCUUCCUAUUUUCAAAUAUUUGUUUCAAUUUUCAAUAGAAUGGCGCAAAAUGAAUAAUUUAUAGUUGUUUGUAAAUAAGAAAAGGGCGUUGAAGCCUACACAAAAUCGGUAUUUGAAUCAAAAUAUACAUGCAAUAUUAUCUUCUAGCAAGUGAAUUUUAAAAGUCAGAUUAUAUAUAUAUGUAUGUAUAUAUAUAUAUAUAUAUAUAUAUAUAUAUAUAUAUAACUGUGUAUCAUUUUUUUAUCAGUAUUAUUCAUUGUUUGAUAAAGUAACAUGUUUUGAAAUUAUAUAAAAUUAAAAUAAAAAGACAUCUCAUAGCAAGUGAAUUUUAAAAGUCAGAUUAUAUAUAUAUGUAUAUAUAUAUAUAUAUAUAUAUAUAUAUAUAUAUAUAUAUAACUGUGCAUCAUUUUUUUAUCAGUAUUAUUCAUUGUUUGAUAAAGUAACAUGUUUUGAAAUUAUUUAAAAUUAAAAUAAAAAGACAUCUCACUUGGAUAUAUAAUGUAUUUCAAAACAGAAAAGUGCGAAAUUCACAGGCAUUCACUAGCUUCUCAUGACUUAAUGGCGAAGCUUCGGCCAUCGUCACAUUUGAACUAAAUUCGGUUGUUAGAGGCAGCCACUACUCUACUAAAGGUCUAUCUAUAAGCUGCCACUUGGUCUUCUCCAGCAUAACUUCUAUGCUGUUUAAAUACCAACUGUCACAAAAGUCACAUUUACGAUUUUUCAAUUCAAUAUUGUAAUCAUUUCUCCUUUUUUCCAUAGCAUUGAUUGAAAGCGAUUAUGAGGAAGCAGAGCCUCUAAAUAUAAAUG